Messenger RNA from Poecilia latipinna (sailfin molly), 1665 nucleotides. RefSeq names its product protein phosphatase 1 regulatory subunit 12B-like. The transcript has 11 exons. Gene Ontology annotation, cellular component: cytoplasm. Gene Ontology annotation, molecular function: protein kinase binding; enzyme inhibitor activity; phosphatase regulator activity. The record is from RefSeq and is a predicted model, not a curated record. NCBI's taxonomy places the organism in Eukaryota, Metazoa, Chordata, Actinopteri, Cyprinodontiformes, Poeciliidae. The coding region runs from base 93 to 1070 and encodes 325 amino acids.
AGCCUGCUGCAGAGAGUCAUUUUCUCCAGCCUCUCCCUCUCAUCACUGCUGCACUAUCUCCGUGCCUUAGUCUCUGACCUUCCACAGGAACCAUGCAAGCUUUUGUUUCCAGGUCAUAUCUGGCUCCUGUGAAGGAUGAAGAAGCAGAAUCUCAGAGGAAAGCAAAGUCCCGCCAUGCCAGGCAAACUCGCAGGUCAACACAGGGUGUGACUCUCACAGACCUGAAAGAGGCUCAGAUGAGCUACAGCCUGUCUCAUCAAGACAGAGAGAAGGAGGAAGAAAGCACUCAAGGAAACAUGCUGUGUCUGAGAAGAGGCUUUGCAGAUGACACAGGAGAUCAGGCUGGCCUGACUGAGUCCAAAGAAACGUCUGCGUUUACUCUGAAGUGGACCCAAGUAGACAAGGAGGGGAACAUUGAGAACAGGUUAGAGACUGUUGCAGAAUCUCCAAACCUGUCAAAUCUGUCUGCAUCUGGAUACCAUGGUUCCCCUCAAAGCAGUAGCUUCUUCAGAGUUGGUGAAACGACAUGGAGAGAUGAAAACCAGAAUCCAGUUGAAGAUGCAGCACAGCUCACAUUUUCUACAGAGCUCCAGCAAAGAUAUAUCCGCUGUGAUGCUGAGGGCACAGAGCAUGAAAGACUGUCGAGAUACGAUUCCACCGGAGAAAACGCCACAGACAAACCUAUGGGCCGCACCAGUUCGUACACGAGGAGAGAGACGAGGCUGGCGGCUCUGAAUAAACAGGAGCAAGACUCCACUGCCAAAGACUAUAAGAAGAUGUACACAGAAGCUUUGCAAGAAAAUGAAAGGCUCAAGUCCAGACUUCACGACAGCAAACAAGAGCUGGUGAAGAUUCGCUCUCAACUGGAGAAAGUUGCUCAGAGGCAGGACAGAAUGUCCGAGCGAUCCACCGUUCUUGAAACAGAGAAAAGGGAAAAACAAGCGCUGGAGAAAAGAGUCACAGACAUGGAGGAGGAAAUAAAGGUCCUAACCGAACUCAAGUCAGACAACCAGAGGCUAAAGGAUGAGAACGGAGCUCUCAUCCGAGUAAUCAGCAAACUGUCAAAGUGAAAAGAUGUCUGAAGCUUUUGUUCUCGUGCUCCAACCUUGAUUCAGCAGUUUAAUUAUUCACAAGGUUCCAUGUUUUACCUCCUCUAUGAGUUAUUGAUAGGCCACCUUUGAAGCUCUUGUAGACGUAGAUCUUGAGCAGACUCACUUCAGUUUUCUCACCUUAUAAUUAUUUUCUUAUAUUACAUAGUAUAUAUUAUUUAUAGUAGAUAGUACUUUUCACAUCCACAAACAAGGGAGCAGGUGUACUAUUUGGACUGCAGUGUCUCUGAAAACUUAGAAAUACAUUUGAACUUUUCCCAUACUGUGUGAUAUCACACUGAUGCUUCACUUUUGUUUAUACUCUUUGCAGCACAUGGUUUUAAUAAUACUUAAAUAGUCUAUAAGAUUUGAUCAUUUUACUGGAACAUACCAAUGGACUUGGGAAUACAUUUUUAAUAUUUUCUCCCCGAUUGUGUUUUUUUUCUCUCUCUCUCUCUCUCUGAAAGAUAAAACUUUGUGGUUAUAGGUUCUGGUUGAUAUUGUUUGAUGCAUCAUCCAGAUGAAGGACAGUUCAGUGGCCUACAAAUGUUGAAUUUACAUUUAUAUCUUCAGCACA